Messenger RNA from Trifolium pratense (red clover), 1721 nucleotides. RefSeq names its product WAT1-related protein At3g30340-like. Gene Ontology annotation, molecular function: transmembrane transporter activity. The record is from RefSeq and is a predicted model, not a curated record. Gene Ontology annotation, cellular component: plasma membrane. The transcript is spliced from 6 exons. The coding region runs from base 284 to 1369 and encodes 361 amino acids. Lineage: Eukaryota; Viridiplantae; Streptophyta; Magnoliopsida; Fabales; Fabaceae.
GAAUCAAGCUAAAAUAUUUUGUACAAGCCAUUAAAAAUGAUUCUGGAAUAAUCUAUUUAUAUUGAAGAGGAUCAGUCAAAAGAAAGCAAAAGGAAGAGCUUAGAGCAUAAAUAGUAUAUUAAAGUAUUUGAUGUGACUUAAGAAUUUAAUCUUGCUUUAGUACCACUUAUUCUGGAAUAUUGUUAUAUAUAAAUCAACAGUAAGCUUAAGUUUAUAUUACAUAGCAAUUAAGUAGAAUUGCAAACAUUGCAUUUCUGUGGAAUAGAAUUGCAUUGGUGAAAAAAUGAAGAGUUGUGAAGAAUGGAAACCUUUUAUGAUAAUGAUAGCAAUUGAUGUUUCUUUUGCUGUUGUGAAUAUUCUUCUCAAGAAAGUCCUUGAUGAAGGAAUGAACCAUUUGGUUUUUAUUACAUACCGUCUUUCUAUUGCUACUAUUUUCGUCGGCUCAAUCGGUUACUUUAGAGAAAGAAAUAGUAGACCGCCGCUCACAUUUCGAAUUUUAUGCUACCUCUUCUUCAGUGCCAUUGUUGGAGCAUCAGUUACACAAUACUUCUUCCUCCUAGGGAUUCAAUAUACUUCUGCUACAUUUGCUUGUGCCUUUGUCAACAUGGUGCCUGUGAUCACUUUCCUAUUGGCAUUGCCAUUUGGAUUAGAGACAGUGAACAUCAAAUGCAACAGUGGAAGAGCCAAGAUUCUUGGUACAUUGGUCUGUAUACUUGGUGCAUUGAUGUUAACACUUUACAAAGGAAAGGGUCUGUUUAAUUUUUCUCACCAUCAAUCUUCAGUGAAGUUAACAUCUACUAGAACAUCAGAAAAAUGGACUAUUGGUGUAAUAGCUUUGAUUUUGGGAACUCUAUUUUGGUCUUCUUGGUUCAUUUUACAAUCUAAAAUAAGCAAAAGAUAUCCAUGUCAGUAUUCUAGCACAGCAAUCAUGAGCUUCUUUGGUGCCAUUCAAUCUGCUGUCAUUUGCUUCUUCAUUGACCAUAACUUGUCAAUAUGGGUUCUCAGAGGAAAUAUACAAAUAAUUGCAAUUUUGUAUGCUGGAAUAAUUGGAUCAGGAUUGUGUUUUGUUGGUAUGUCAUGGUGUGUGAAGAAGAGGGGUCCAGUCUUUACUGCAGCAUUUAGCCCUUUUGUUCAAAUAAUGGCUGCCAUGAUUGAUAUCCCUGUCUUACAUGAACAGCUCUAUCUUGGAAAUGUGAUGGGAUCGAUCUUGGUGAUGAUUGGAUUAUACAUUCUUCUAUGGGGUAAGAACAAAGAGAUGAAGAAUCGUUUGAUUAAGUUAGGAGAGGAAGCUGAAAAAAACAAGGAACAAGAGCCACAACAACCUCAAAUACAACACUUGACUGUGUCUUGUGAAUCAAGGUGUCAAUAACACUUACACAAGUAGCAUUUGUAUGUAUAUGCUAAGAAAUUAGCUCAAUUAAGUUUGUAUUUACUUCAAGGAUCGAUACACCAAAAAAAAUGUGUAAAAUAACAUGUUAUAUGAUAUGAAAAAUCAACCUAGCUUCUCUAUUAAAGGCUAGUAUAUACUUUUUUGUAUUUUUAAAUAAAUAAAAGAGAAUGAGUGAAAUAAGUUAAUUAGUAUACAUGAAAUGUUAGUGGAAAGAAAAAAAAAAUGGAAGAAUUGUGAAGCAAGAAAGAUAUAAAAUUGUGGCAUAAGUGAAACAAUGAAAGCAAGCAAAAAAUGGCUAGUUCCUAACCAUUCAAAUUUCAAUGAUUCACUA